UAAUCGAUCGCCGACCGCUGCCCUCUGCCGACAUAGCGCUUUGCCCACCAUUCCCUUUCUGCCCAGCUGCACCCAGGCUCUGCUCGUCCACUGGAGAAAUGGCAACGACGGUGAAGCUGAACACCGGUGCUUUAAUGCCCUUGGUCGGACUUGGGACAUGGAAGUCUCCUGCUGGUAAAGUGACAGAAGCAGUCAAAGCGGCCAUCGCUGCAGGUUACAGGCACAUUGACGGCGCGUACGUCUACCACAAUGAGGCUGAGGUGGGAGAAGGUGUUCAUGCCAUGAUCAAGGAAGGUGUGGUAAAGAGAGAGGAUCUUUUCAUUGUCAGCAAGCUGUGGUGCACUUUCCAUAAGAAGUCAAUGGUGAGGCCAGCCUGUGAGAAGACCCUCAGUGAUCUGAAACUGGAAUACGUAGACCUCUAUUUGGUGCACUGGCCAUUGGGUUUAAAGCCUGGCAGUGAUGACCUUCCCUUGGAUAGCGAGGGAAAGCUUAUCAGUGAUGACACUUACUUCUUGGAGACUUGGGAGGCCAUGGAAGAACUGGUUGACGCUGGUUUGGUCAAAGCUAUCGGUAUCUCCAACUUCAACAAGGAUCAGAUUGAAGCCAUUCUCAAUAAGCCAGGCCUUAAAUACAGGCCUGCCACCAACCAGGUGGAGUGCCACCCAUAUUUGACGCAGGAAAAGCUGAUCAACUACUGCCAAUCUCAGGGCAUCACUGUGACGGCGUACAGCCCCCUGGGCUCCCCUGACAGACCCUGGGCUUCGGCUGACGACCCACAACUCCUGGAGAGUCCCAUCAUUAAGGCCAUCGCGGAGAAGCACAAGAAGACGACGGCUCAGGUCCUGAUCCGCUUCCAGGUCCAGAGGAAUGUGAUUGUGAUCCCUAAGUCCAUCACGCCCCAGCGCAUUCAGGAGAAUUUCCAAGUCUUUGACUUUGAGUUGUCCGAGGAGGAAAUGAAAACCAUACUUGGAUUCAACCGGAACUGGCGAGCCUGUCCCAUGCAGUGGGGCACAAAUCACAAGGACUUUCCAUUCAAUGCUGAAUACUGAGAUGAAAUACUGAGCAUCCAUGGGGUUUGCAGUGACGGCUUAACCUUGGUUGAUUGAUCUUUAGAUGCACUUAAUGAGACCUUGUGUCAGCCUCAGUACAGAUUUACAAACUGUGCUCCUUUUAUUCAUUGCGGGUGGGAAUUUUGCACUAGUGUGGUAUAAAUUUAUAGUUUUUGCUUACAUUGGCUUAUGUCGAAAAUAAGAAUGUAGUUCCUGGUUGUCAGUUCUACGUCAUGUAGUGCAAGUUUAAUAUCAAUGUGUGUAAGCUCUGAAUUCAGGAGCAGUACAAAUUCAGUACAUUCAUAUGUCAGAUAUUUCAGUGAAAUUGCAUUUGAAUUACACAAACUUGCCCAAAAAGUUGUUGUUUUUUUUAGUUUAAAAAAAACAAAACAAAAAAAAACAUCAUCAUCCUUCAUUUAAACUUGUUUUUAUUCUUAAUUUGAAAUGUUGAAUCACAUGGGCUGUGGUGUCGGUGCCUUGGUUAUGCAUAACUGCAAACACUGACUGCUUAGUGACAAAGGAGUUUUCCCUCAUUAGUGUUGCCCGUGGUAUGAAAUGAUUAGUCUCGCUCUCUGUCAGCUGAGUACUUCAAUAAAAAAAAAUCCUGUGGGGCAAAAAUAAAA
This is a messenger RNA of Solea senegalensis (Senegalese sole), 1672 nucleotides long. RefSeq names its product aldo-keto reductase family 1, member B1 (aldose reductase), tandem duplicate 2 (gene akr1b1.2). NCBI's taxonomy places the organism in Eukaryota, Metazoa, Chordata, Actinopteri, Pleuronectiformes, Soleidae. Bases 99 to 1049 code for a protein of 316 amino acids. Gene Ontology annotation, cellular component: cytosol. Gene Ontology annotation, molecular function: aldose reductase (NADPH) activity. The transcript is spliced from 10 exons. The record is from RefSeq and is a predicted model, not a curated record.